This is a messenger RNA of Bombyx mandarina (wild silkworm), 2650 nucleotides long. RefSeq names its product set1/Ash2 histone methyltransferase complex subunit ASH2 (gene ash2). Gene Ontology annotation, molecular function: protein binding; transcription cis-regulatory region binding. NCBI's taxonomy places the organism in Eukaryota, Metazoa, Arthropoda, Insecta, Lepidoptera, Bombycidae. Gene Ontology annotation, cellular component: Set1C/COMPASS complex. The record is from RefSeq and is a predicted model, not a curated record.
GUGCUGAAUGCUAUUUGUAUUUUAAAAAUGCUUUUGUGGAAAUAAAACUAUGAUUUAGGAAACAUCUAUUAUGUACACCCAAGAAAUGAUUAGAUCUGAUUUAAAAAUAGCGUUUUGUUAAGGAUGUCUCUGUCUUAUAAUCACAAAAAAUCUACGGAGAUCGAUACUUGUUUCAAUAAUUAUUAUUCUUCUGAAUCUCAUAAAAACGGUGAUAAUAUGGAUAAAAAUAAAGGAAAUAAAACUUCUGCUGAAUCUCAAGGCACAUGCUACUGCGGUAAAGAUCGUAAUCUGAAUAUAGCUGAGUUAUUAUGUGCAUCAUGCAAUAGAUGGUUUCACGAAUCCUGUAUCGGUUAUCAACUUGGCAAGCUGGUACCUUUCAUGACAAAUUAUCUCUUUAUUUGUAAGAACUGCUCUCCUACUGGUUUGGAAACAUUCAAAAAAAAUCAAGCACCAUUCCCGCAAAUGUGUCUAACUGCAAUUGCUAAUCUUCAACAAGAUAGUGUGAAAAAUGGUAGCAAUAGACGUCUGUUCAGCAAAGACCGAGAGAUCAUACCAUACAUUGACCAGUAUUGGGAAGCUAUGACCACAAUGCCCAGAAGGGUGACCCAGUCGUGGUAUGCUACAGUACAGAGAGCUCUAAUCAAGGAUAUCCAGGUUUUGUUCACAUAUGAAGAAGACUCGUCUGAUGGUCCCAUGUUUGGGCUCUGCAACGCAGAACUGACAAUUAUUAAACCUAACUACGAAGCCAUGAUCAAGCAUGGUCAGCUCAAAGUCACAGAUAUGGGUAUAGCUACAAUUCCACUAGCCGGCAACGUGAAGGGCAGGCAAGGUAAGCGCAGGCCCGCGGUCGGCAGCGCGGCCGAGACCGGGGCUCCCAUCGGCAAGAAAGGCCGCAACGCCGAUGUCACCGCUCUGAAGCUGCCCUCGCACGGCUACCCCACCGAGCAUCCCUUCAACAAAGACGGUUACAGAUACAUCUUGGCGGAACCAGACCCGCACGCGCCCUUCAGACAGGAGUUCGACGAGAGCAACGAGUGGAGCGGCAAGCCGAUCCCGGGCUGGCUGUACCGGCCGCUGUGCCCGGGCGGCGUGCUGCUGGCGCUGCACGACCGCGCGCCGCAGCUGCGCGUGGCCGAGGACCGGCUGGCCGUCACGGGCGACCGCGGCUACUGCACGGUGCGCGCCACGCACGGCGUGUCGCGCGGCAGCUGGUACUGGGAGGCGUGCGUGGAGGAGCUGCCGGAGGGCGCGGGGGUGCGCGCGGGGUGGGGCCGCCGCGUGGCCAACCUGCAGGCGCCGCUCGGCUACGACAAGUUCGGCUACUCGUGGCGGAGUCGCAAGGGGACCAGGUUCCACGAGUCCCGAGGCAAGCACUACAGCGGCGCGUACGGCGAGGGCGACACGCUGGGCUUCCUCAUCGUGCUGCCGGACUGCGCCUCCACCAAGUUCACGCCCAACACCUACAAGGACCGGCCUCUAGUCAAAUUCAAGAGCCACCUGUACUACGAGGACAAGGACAACAUCCAGGAGUGCCUCAACAACCUGAAGCAGCUCCCCGGCAGCAAGAUCAUAUUCUUCAAGAACGGCGAGUGCCAGGGCGAGGCCUUCACCGACAUCUACCGCGGCUGCUACUACCCCGCCGUCUCCCUGCACCGCACCGCCACCCUCAGCGUCAACUUCGGGCCCAGCUUCAAGUACCAGCCCUCCACGCACUACCCCUACAGACCUAUGUCAGAAAAAGCGGAAGAAGCAAUAUGUGAACAAACGAUGGCCGACAUGCUGUAUCUGACCGAGAACGAGGGCAAGCUGCGCCUGGACAACUUCAACAUUUGAUACAACUAACGCCGCUGAGGCGAAAUUGUUUUGCAUUUAAUCUUGUUUAACUUAAGAAUUAAACGGCGCUCUAGAAUUGUCCUACAUACGACACAAAAGUGUGCUCAACUAUUAUAGUAGACAGCGGCUCGCCCCUGGUGCUAUUGAUGUCCAAGAGCAACAGCGACCACUUACCUUCAAGCUUAUAAGGGGAUCUUAUGAGCGGAUACUUGUGCAUCUCGUCAGUCUGUAUACUCAUCAUGGUAAUAUAGAUAGAUCACCUCUCUGUCUAUCAGCCUUCACUGCGGAGUGCUGCAAGGUAGCCUUAGUAGUGAAAUCAAGGUGCAGAAGGCAUCCAUGUUGAAGUACAAUUUGUGUGUUGUUAAUUAUUGUCUAUAAAAACGAUACAGGAUACGAGUGAAAGCUCACCUUGCAACGCGUGCGAAUAGGCAUGAUGACUAAUUUUCAAAAUCUAUUCUAUGAUAUUCAGAAGUGUCUAUUAAAUCAAAAAUAUAUCAUAUUUCUGUGGAAAAUAAAGGUUUUCAUGAAAUAAAAUGAAAUUAAAAUUUAAAGUUUCUAUUUCGCGCUAAAACGCUGUUCAGUGUCAUGGCGUCUGUCAUUACGUCACGGCUCAGUAAACUUCAGUAUAUACCUACGUCAAUAGUAAACAUUAGAUGCUUGUAUAAUAAAUCAUUUUGCAUAAUAAAUAUGAAUUCAAAAGUGUUCAUGUGGUGUGUGGUUCCUCAGUGCAAUAAUAAAUUUAUAAAAACUCCGAACAACUUAAUUUGUUUACGUCCCAAAUAACAAAACAAUGAGAAAUAAAUGGUUGAUUCUUGUA